UGCCUGACUGUUUGGCGCACUUUAUGUCACUUUACUAUACAUUACGUUAUGUUAAUAGCUAUUGAAGUGAUGACCACCGCUGAUGACAAUAAUUAUCAUAAAUUACUUGUAUUAUUAUCAUAAUCAUCGGAUCAAUUGAUAUUUAUUGCUAUUUAUAAGCACUUAAUAUCAGUGGACAGUCAGACGUACGACAACAAUAAAAACUCGUCACUUGAAAGACAUGACAUCCAAAGCCAAGACCAAAGCCGGCGUYAAAGCACGGAUUGCGGCCAAUGGCUACCGAUUGUGCGAUCCGUUGCCAAAAGGCGAGACUCUUAUCGACUCAACAAAUAAAGAGUGGAUAUUAGGUUCAUCCAUAGGAUCUGGUGGUUUCGGUGAUAUCUACUCGUGUCGUCGCAAAUCGGACCGACAGGACAACCAUGUGAUCAAAUUGGACAACAAAGACGGCCCUCUCUAUGCCGAAGUAAACUUCUAUCUUCGUGUGGCUAAAGAAGACUCUAUCAAUGAGUUUAUGUCAAAAUAUAGUCUCAAGUUUUUAGGCGUUCCUUACUAUGUGGCCAACGGUAUACACGACAAGACCAGCCGCGAGACUAAUAAAGUAAACAGAGAGACAAAGUUUCAAAGUCAACAUAAGUCCAAUAAAAACGGACCGACACUUCAGUAUCGAUUUCUUGUAAUGCAACGGUUCGGUCAAGAGUUAAGCCAUUUUGUGCAAACAAAACGCUUGACCACUGGCCAGGCGGCCGGUGUUUGUGCCAAAAUGAUUGAUGCCAUUCAUUAUAUUCAUACAUUUGGUUAUAUUCACGCCGAUAUCAAAGGCACUAAUAUAUUGAAGUCGUUGACCAACAGAGCAGCGGCUGAUGACUUUUAUUUAGUCGAUUUCGGUAAUGUUGACCGAUAUGUAGACUCUAACGGUAAACAUCGCGAUGAAAAGCCAGAUAAGAAAAGGGCSAACAAUGGGACAGUUGAGUACCGGUCACGGGAUGCACACAUCGGACUUAUUAGUAGACGCAGUGAUAUUGAAUGUCUUAUGUAUAACCUUAUUGARUGGUUAUAUGGACGACUUCCGUGGUUGUCCUGUCUGUCCGAUGCCGACAAAGUGGAAGCUUCUAAAGAKGAAGCCGUCAAAAAUGUGGACAAAUUUUUGAAGCAAUGUUUCAAUAAAAAAUCUGUUCCUAAAGGUCUCAAAGAGUUUAUACAAGAAGUGACACGUAUUCGUUACGAUGCGGAACCCAAUUACACUCAAUUGAAGAAAAUAUUGRUCGAAAAAGUGGCUAAAAGCAAAUCGUCGGCCAGUGUUUCAUCAAGCAAUGGCGAUAACAGUGAUAAUGAAGAUGAAAAUAAUGGUCAAACAGAUGAUGACCAGUCCGACAAUGAUGACGACGACGACGGCCGAACUGCAGCUAAACGACGCCGUAAGCCGACAAAGAAUAGCARAACUACUGRUAAUUCAAAGUCACCUCAAAAACGAAAACAAAAUUCAACAAAUAAUAAAAAGUCUAAAUCUAARGACAUAUCUAUUGUUGAUUUAAGCGAUUCCGAUAACAACACCGAAGAGGAAUCAACAUUAGUUUCAAAGUCACCACCAAAAAGGUCUCGAAUGGCGAACAAAAAUCAAACAAACAGUUAUCUUCAACCAGUGAGGACACCAAUCGGUAGAUUUCAACCGAGAUUUAGUACUCCAUUGCUAUUUGCCAGCGAUGACAAUAGUAGCUCGUAUUGUGAGAGCAGUGAUUUYCAGACACCGGAAACAACUGAUAGAGUACUACGUGGAGGUCGAGUCAAACGACAUACCAUUAGUUCGCCUUCAGAUUUGGAUCUGAGUCGAGAUAAUAGUCCGGUUAUAAAUAAUGUAAGAAAAGCGCCGCCAAUUAAACCUAUGACUACUACUUGUGCUAAUUCUCCACCGACUGGUGAGACACCUGCCAUGAGAGCCAUAAGAGAACAAAUGGAAAAGAAAAGGUUAGAGAAAGAGAUGGCAAAGAAAAAGUCGAAGAAAACUAACUCUAAAUAGUGUUUUGAUUUUUUUUAAUGAAUGAAAUUACAUAAAAUUGUAAAUAAUUUUAAUGAAUUAUUAUAUAUUAUAU
This is a messenger RNA of Oppia nitens, 2087 nucleotides long. Its product is annotated as serine/threonine-protein kinase VRK1-like. The transcript is spliced from 4 exons. Gene Ontology annotation, molecular function: ATP binding; protein serine/threonine kinase activity. Gene Ontology annotation, biological process: peptidyl-serine phosphorylation; signal transduction. Bases 221 to 2014 code for a protein of 597 amino acids. The record is from RefSeq and is a predicted model, not a curated record. Gene Ontology annotation, cellular component: nucleus; cytoplasm. Lineage: Eukaryota; Metazoa; Arthropoda; Arachnida; Sarcoptiformes; Oppiidae.